Molecule: messenger RNA, 1678 nt
Organism: Anthonomus grandis grandis
Lineage: Eukaryota; Metazoa; Arthropoda; Insecta; Coleoptera; Curculionidae
Product: proton-coupled amino acid transporter-like protein CG1139
Exons: 10
Coding region: 157-1581 (474 amino acids)
Biological process (GO): amino acid transmembrane transport
Cellular component (GO): vacuolar membrane
Molecular function (GO): amino acid transmembrane transporter activity
Source: RefSeq, a predicted model, not a curated record
CCUCGUAUUGUUAAAGUCUCCAGUUAGUGGCGGGACAUCAACAUGUCUAGGCCAAGGCAAUUUAAAAAAAAAUACUUGUAAUUCGCUAAUACCUGCUAAUAACAUGUGAAUUGUGUGCACGUGUUACGGAAAUUUUUAUUCUGGUAAAACUGCAAAAUGACUGUCACUGUUAAAGAGAAUAACCAUCAUACAUUGACUAUACCGAGUUUAGAGACGUACGAUUCCAAGACAGAGUUAGUGAAUAAUGAAAAAUGUUUGUCUGUUCCUGUUCUGUACCCGAUUCCAUGUAUUUCUGUACCAGAGAAGAUUUAUAGUCCUCAUGAGCAUAGACAGCUGACCCACCCAAAUAAUUUUCUAGGAGCAUUUCUACAUCUAGUCAAAUCAUCACUGGGCACUGGGGUACUGGCAGUACCAAGAGCCUUUAAGAGUGCCGGUCUCCUAGUAGGUCUUAUUGGCAACAUUUUGAUCGGAAUACUAUGUACCCAUACAGUUUAUAUCUUAGUAAAAACGUCUGAAAAAGUGUGUGCCAGAGGGAAGAUUCCCAGCUUAGGAUUCGCAGAUACUGCUGAGGAGGUUUUUAAGCAGGGACCGAAGCCUUUGAGGAGGUAUUCUGGAGCAGCCAGGCUUUUUGUGGAAAUCGCAUUGGUUUCCACCUACUACCUCGGCGUGGCCGUUUAUAUGGUCUUCAUCUCAGUUUCUUUAACUAAGCUCCUAAAAGAGUACUACCCACAAGCGGAAGAAUGGGACAAAUACCUCCUGAAACUAAUCAUUAUGUCUCUUCUAAUGUUUCUUUGUCAAAUUCGCGAAAUUAAGCAUCUGGUACCAUUUUCCUUUAUAGCCAACGUAGCUUUGGCGGUAGUCUUCGGAAUCACUGGAUACUACAUAUUCUCGGGACUUGAUGAAGUUAAGCAAGAAACCGUGCAUUUUUCAAACGGAUUUUCUGGCAUUCCAUCGUUCUUCAGCACCGUCCUAUUUGCCAUGGAAGGUAUCGGUACUAUUAUGCCAGUGGAAAACUCCAUGCCAAAACCGAAAUUUUUGGGACCAUGUGGCGUACUCAACUCGGCAAUGGUGGUGAUAGUUUUCUUUUUUACUUCCAUCGGAUUUUUGGGGUAUUAUCGAUAUGGGGACGCCACUGAAGUUACUAUCACGAAAAACUUGCCUGAUGAUGAAAUACUUGCUCAGAUCGUACAAGCCGCAAUAGCCAUCUCAGUAUUUUUCUCGUUCAUGUUGCAGUUCUACAUACCUACAGAUAUAAUGUGGAAGAGGCUUAAGCGAAUUAUACCGAGAGAGAAACAUAAUUUGGCUCAGAUUGCUUUGAGGACCAUUAUGGUAGCCAUUGUGACAGCUAUAGCAAUUGCUGGUGGUGAAGACUUGGGAUCCUUAAUCGACCUUGUAGGUGCAAUAUUCUUCUCCUCCCUCGGUUUUCUUAUUCCAGCGGGUUUGGAAAUUAUCGUGGAUUUCGAGGACGGAUGGGGACGGUACCACUGGAAACUAAUCAAGAACGUCCUGAUCAUUUGUCUGGCGAUAUUUGCCUUGGUGUCUGGAAGUUACUAUGCCAUACUGGAUAUGAUCGAAAAAUAAGCAAAUUUCUUGAAUUUUUUUAAAUACUGUUAAUUUUGUAUAUAUUGUUUUUUUUUAUUAAUUGUGAUUUAUUAUAUAACAAACUGUAAAAAAAAUA